AUAUUUCUUGCUAGUGGAUGGUGGCUUAGUACAGGUAUAUAAUUAUGAAGGUCAUAUGCAGUGCUUUUUGAAACUACCCGCUAUGAGUGGAUCAAGAGAAGCGGUUAGUGAAAAGACUGCCGCAAUUUCGAAUGAUACGAUAGCUAUUCGAGAUCGAAUGGAUUUGAAGAUGAAUGAUAUAAUCGAAAUAGCAAUAAGUCAGUGUGGAUCAGCGAAUGAUCGAAAAUUAGCAUUUAUUGAUAAGUAUUUGGAUUGUUUUUUAGUAACUGCAAAAAGUUAUGGUGUUUUACAAAAAAUAGCAAAAAUUGGUACAAUGGUGACAAAUAUUCUUUUUAAUGAUCAAACAAAUAUGCUUGCUGGUUUACAAGAUAACUGUCUUGUUGUAUGGUUAUAUCCAGCUGUUGUUUUUAUCGAUCGUGAUUUACUCCACAAAACAAUAUUCGAGAAUGAUAAGAAUAAUUUUGAAAAAUCAUCAUAUUUACACAACUUUGUCGGCAGUCAUAUUUUAGUGAGGCGUUCUGAUGGCGCAUUUGUACCGUGUACCGUAACACCAUUUGCAUUUGCUUUGAAUUCAUUCAUUACUGCUAACAAAUGGGAUCAAGCAAUUCGUCUUUGUCGGCAUAUUCGAGUAUAUCAUUCACAAAUCUUUACAAAAAUAAAGCUUAAAUCGUUGAAAAUUUAA
Acanthocheilonema viteae is the source of this 682-nucleotide messenger RNA. Lineage: Eukaryota; Metazoa; Nematoda; Chromadorea; Rhabditida; Onchocercidae. The record is from the annotation of a GenBank genome assembly.